Molecule: messenger RNA, 791 nt
Organism: Chara braunii
Lineage: Eukaryota; Viridiplantae; Streptophyta; Charophyceae; Charales; Characeae
Source: the annotation of a GenBank genome assembly
GCGUGAGGUUGGUAUCGGAGCCGACACGUGUCAGUUCUGAUGAUAGUACAGCCGGGGCGCCGCCAGCUGAUUGCACAGGAGCACAUCGCGCCGAUCGUGCAAUUGGCGGACGAUCUCUCGCCCGACAUCUAUUCACAGAGUGACGACAAUCCUGCUCCGCACGUUCUCGAGCGAUCAUUGGAUCCAUAUCUUCAGUGGACUGCGUGCUUGGAGGAGCCAAGGGACAUACAUACGUUGCCGUCGCGGCAGGAGUAUCUGAAGCCGUACGAUAUCAUCCCUCACGCCUUCUAUCCGAGGGCAGAGGAAGUGGUGAUCGAYGGCGAUGAAGAAGAGGACGAAGACGAGGAAACAUCGGAGGAGGGAAGCUAUAGCGAAUAUAGCGAGGGCGAGCUGAGUGAAGAAGAAGAGGAGGAAGAAGAAAUCGGAUCUGAGUGGGAGGCCUUGCCGGAGGAAGCGACGAGCACGGGAACGGAGGUGGAAGAUCCGGAAGAGGCGCGAAAGCGCGAAGAAAUUGCCACCGGGAAGCGCCAGCUGGAGUUCGCCAGCGAAACCAGCCUGCGCAUCGGUAACGAUCCGACCAGGGAUCCAGAGCCGCCAAAGCCCGAAGAUGGCGACCCUGCAGCCGCCACCUCAAGUACUGUGCGACGGAGACGGAGUCGAUCCCCCUCCUCCCCCAGCCCCACCCGUCCCUCAGUUCGCCCACGUACAGAUGCGGGCGAUAGGCCUUCGUCCUCGGAUGCUAUCCCGCCGACCCCUUGAUUUUCUCACCCUCGAACAGAUCCGCGACCUGU